CUGAGAGUUACUUUAAGAAGUUAUCCUAGAAUCUAUCUUGAGAUCGUAAAAAUAAUAACACAUUUAGAUAAAGCUGUAGAAGCACGCAGGUUUUACUGAAAUCUACAAUGGCUACAAGAAAGCGUAGUGGUUCUGGAUCAAAGAGACAUUUGAAGGAGAAAGUGGUACAGAUAUACGAGUCGUUUUUUAGAGGCGAAGACCUGACCAGUGAUAACCCCACUUUCUGGGAUGAAUUUUUCCUCCUCAAACCAAAGAUCCCUCAACUUGAAGCUGAAAUCCACAAGUUAUCAGUGGAACAGCUCAACAAUAUGAAAGAUAGUAUUAAUUUAUUAGUCACACAGUGUAUAGAAAUGCUAGGACAAGAACACCAUAUAAGGCUUGUUUAUGCCCUUCAAACAUUGAGUGCACUCCUCAUUACUAUGUACCAAAUGGCAAGUCAAGACUCCAAUGUAAACAUCAAAACCCUACUUAUAGGAACAGAGAAUGCUGAUAUGAAAAUGCAGAAGUUAUUUGAACACUGCAGUACUAUAUUGUCAGGUGAUGUGCCUGAGAGCUUGAAAUCAAUGGUAUUGAAGUUAUUGCUGAUAAUAGCCACUGGGCUUGACAACAUUGAUGACAAUGUCUUGGUUGAUUAUUUAAUGCAAAAUUCCUUAUUUGAGCCAUUAAUCCAAUUACUUUGCACAUCAACUGAAAGACAACAACAUGGCUAUGAUGUUGUGAUUCUGUUAAUGUUUUUGGUGAACUACAAAAAACAGGAGUCUGCCAACCCAUAUGUAGUAAAACUAUCAAUUCUUGAUGAUGAACUGGCUUUAAAUGGGUAUGGCCAAGUUAUAACUGCAACAUUGAAUGAUUUCGUGAUGUCUGCGUUCGGCGGUUUGCAAGGCGGCGGCGGCGGAGGCUGGCUCUCCUCUUUAACCAGCAUGGUGGGAGGCAUAUUCCUAGCCAGUGAUGAAACACAGCCAGUGGUUAGGGGGCAGAGAAACAGUGGCGGUGAAGAAGGCAUGCUAUUGGCGCUAUACGAGGCGGCGCAUUUGAACCGCAACUUCAUGACGACUCUCGCGCACUCGUCUUCAGCCGCCGCGUCGUCGGCGCCGCCGUCGCCGCCUGCCACGUUACCACCACACCAGAGCCCACCAAACUUGGCGCAAAUACAAGCUCUGGACAAUGAACAGCCUACCAAUCUUCUUGUUACAUUUUUCCAAUAUUGUUCAAUAGUAAUGGCAGACACGAGGACUGAAGCUAGCAUAAACAAAUGCAGUUUAUGCUUUAUCACACUCACCUGUAUAGUCGAGGAACAGUUCGCCAACUCAAUAAUGCACGACCAGAAUCUAACUUUUAAGGUGCAACUGUACAGACUUCCAAUGCGUCAUAGAAAAAUAGUUCCCGAGGAACCACCCUCACAGCCAUUAGCUUCAACAUUAAUUGACCUGCUGGUAGAAUUCAUAAUGUGCCACCUGCUGAAGAAGUUCCCCGGCGAGCUAUACCAGCUGUGCGUGGGCGUGCUUCUGCGGCUACUGAGCUACCAGAAGCGCUGCCGCGUGCGCCUGGCGCGCGACUGGCGCCCGCUGUGGGCCGCGCUCAUCGCGCUGCUCAAGUUCCUCGUCACCAACGAGAGCACGCUGCUGCGGCGACACAACAUCUUCGUCAUGGCGCAGCAGGUUGUGAAUAUCUUCAAUCUCUUCAUUACAUUCGGCGAUACGUUCCUACCAACGCCGGCGUCCUACGAUCAGCUGUACUAUGAAUUAAUUAGGAUGCAUCAAGUCUUUGAUAAUCUGUUUUACAUGGCGCUGCGGUACUCGACGGGCGACGGCGAAUACAAGGCGGAGGCGCUGCGGCUGGCCAACUGCCUGGUCAACGUGCGCGCCAUCAUCCAGCACUUCUCGCCCAAGAUCGAGGCCUGGCUCGCCUCGCAGAACCUGUCCACGCCCACCGAGGACCAGAUCCUAGACGUCGUCAGGAAGAACUACGACAGCCUCAUCCUAAAACUGCAAGAGGGUCUAGAGUCCUACGAGCGUUAUUCGGAGCGAGCGCACCGAGCAUUACUCGCUCGGCUCGUGAGCGCCGCGCUCGCCGCCGCCGCCGCGCGCCGCGACGCCGCCGCGCGACAUUUGCACUCCGCCGCCGCUGACGCCGUCUCGCAUUACUCUGCUAUCGCGUGAGCCUCUAACUUACCCCCGGUUCACACAUGUCUCCGUUUUAUCGUGUACGUUUUUUUUUCGUCGAUGGCGUAAGUACUUGUAUGAGCGACUUCACACAUGACACAGUAUUCUGUAUACAUUAAUAAAUAAAAACGUACACGAUAAAACGGAACAGUAAAACGGAGACAUGUGUGUGGCCGUUAAGGUUCAGCCAAACCAACGCUAUCACACGCGAUCAGCCGGCGUGCAGCGAUGGUGAUCAAUGCAUUUAAUCACACGCGAUCAACCGGCAUACAGCGAUGGCGAUUAAAUGAAUGAGGGCUAUCGUUUUUAUACUUAACAGUUGGCACCCCUGGCGAUUGACAGGACCUUACUCUACAGUGGCGCCAUCUUGAUGAGUGCAAAUGCGAUAGUCCUCCUACCACUUUCGCGCUCACCAGUUGGUGCCACUGUCUUCGCUACUAGCAAGUGACAGGACCUUACUCUACAGUGGCGCUAACUGGUGAGCGCUAAAACGAUAGCCCUCAUUGAUCGCCAUCCCUGCACGCCGGCUGAUCGCGUGUGAUCGCGUUGGUUUGGCUGAACCUUUAAUACAGCAUUCGCGUUCCCAGGGAGGCAGGGGACGUCAGCUGCCCUUUGUGUCUAAUGCCCGUUUUCACCAUCAAUCCCUAAUUUUAAGUGACCCAUAUGAAAACAAAAUUCCUGUUGUGUUACGGGCAUAAGGCCCCUCGUUCAUGGCAACUUUUUGUAGCGAUUCUGUCGCGCGUCGAUACAGUCACAAUGCGGUUGCUAGCUGGUGUGCCCUCGCCCACAUAAACAUGAUUCAGUCGUGAUGCAAACGCGAUGCUGUUGCGCGUUAGUAGUGCCUUGGCAUCACUUCUGUAGCACGUAGCAGAUGCGACUUUCGCUCGUUUACGAAACGCUCGACAGAAUCGCGAGAAGCCUAAGGACAAAAAACCCUGUCAAAGAAAAUCUGACUCCCUCCCCCAGGCUAAAAUGCCCCGCCUGCGUACACCCUGUAUUUAACUCUUUCGGACGUGUAUGUCUAUAGAUGAACUACACUGAACUGUCCUUUAUUUGACACUGACAGGGGGGCCACCGUCAAUAGCGGAUCGCUAGUUCCGACUUUUGCCACGGUGGAAACCAUAUAGUUGCACGAAGAUGGUGGCGCCCUUCUGUCAAUGUCGUCGGUGGGACAUUUCAGUGUAGUUCAUCUAUACCCAGUCAAUUCGAUCGCGUUUCAAUAAACCAAACGUCAUUUCAGGGUGUUUUCGCAAAAACAGGAUUAGAAUUAAUAUGGUUCAUAGUCGAUCUAUAACUUUUUUCAUCGUAAGAGAAUCAAUACUUUACUAUAAGAGAAAACAGAAUAUAAGGCGCAAUAUACUUAAAUAAAAACACACAAUAAGUUAUUCGAUGCGCGUAAACAGACAAAAUACUAGACAACAUCAAGUAUGAAUAUCAAAUUGUAAAUUAAUUUGAUUUCUAGUUAGGAACUUUAAAAAGCAAUAACCAAUUUUACAAGCUAAAGGAAUUUAAUAUAUUUUUUACAUUUACGUUGUUACUAAGUGCCUAAGGUUUCUAAUCAGAGCCGUAAUCGUACGUGUAUCAUCCUGUACGAAAAUUAUUUAAGCUUAUUAGUACUACGAAAUAAUUUAAAACAUGCGAAUGCGAUGUAGGUUAGGACUUUGGCGUGAAAAUAAUCAACAAUAGAUUCGCAAUAUGUAAAUAAUUAGCUUAAAAAUAAAUGUAUGUAUUAUAUCAAAAUCAAAUGUAGUAGUAGAUCGUUUCAUCUACGAAGACGCGUUCCACCAUUAUUCCGCUAAUGUUUGAGUGUAAUUGGUACACGAAUUUUAUCCAUGAGUGCACACGCACACUACAAUAAUGACGCUCGGAUUGGUCGGAUCAAACUCCCCGCACCCCGCGCUUCCCUCGACCAAAAAUUGUUGGGGCGCGUCUUCGUGGAUAAAACGAUCUAUAGUCAUCGCAACUUUAUAUAAGUUUGGUUUAUCGCGUUGUCAGUGCUCUAGUAUAUAAAAUAAAUGAAGGAUUUAAAAUCCUUAGUGAAGUUUAGUUCUGCUUAUACAAUUUGAGAUUGAAAUUAUGUAUUCUUCAUGUUACCUAUUGAGAGGCAAGAAAUAGUUGGAUAAAAUGCACAAUAUGGUAAAAAUAAUAAAAAUAUAGUUAUUGGUGAAUAAUCAACGAAAUUUUUCCAGUGUCGUAUUUACUUAAAGUGAAAAUAAGUUAAACUACUUAAUGACCCCUUCUAAUUUUUUUUCGGGGUCCUUAUUUAUCAUUUCAUAUGUUUUGACUGAAAUAAUUUAAGCAAAGGCUGACUUUUAUGUUUGUUGUGACAACAUAGUUUUAAGAAAAAUGGUGCAAAUGAGCAGUUUAUAAACAUUGAUGCAAAUUAAUUUAUAAACAAUCAAUUGUGUUACUGUAAGCUUAAACUUCCUAUUUGAAUGAGUGAUCUCCUAGUUUGAAAAUAACCUUGAUUGGAGUAUAGCGCAUGAACGAAAUAUAAAAGAUAAUCCCAUAAAUGUGGAAAUGGUUAUGAUACCGUGCGUGAUGAACCCAAAAUAUAUAAUACUGAUAACACUACAUUCAUUAAGUAUAACCAUGGCCAAUGAAUGUGCCAAAUGUUUGACCACCUCUGGAGCAAACUUGGCAGAAACUUUUUGUUACCAUUUCUUUUUCUUAUGCAAUCAUAAGUAAUAUUUCAUUUGUCUUCUAUUGUAAUAUGAUCUAUAAGAUCACUUUAUCAAAAGCUGUUGAGUGUAAGGAGAUAUUUAAAAAAUAAUGUGUGUAGUAUGUGAUAUAGUUACUGUAUCAUUAUAUCAAUGUAAUUAGAUAGUUAUAAAGUGUAUUCCUGAUAAUAAAUUAUUUUAACUAA
Messenger RNA from Ostrinia nubilalis (European corn borer), 5028 nucleotides. Its product is annotated as armadillo-like helical domain-containing protein 3. Bases 108 to 2159 code for a protein of 683 amino acids. The record is from RefSeq and is a predicted model, not a curated record. NCBI's taxonomy places the organism in Eukaryota, Metazoa, Arthropoda, Insecta, Lepidoptera, Crambidae. The transcript has 13 exons. Gene Ontology annotation, cellular component: cytosol.